Suillus paluster is the source of this 2142-nucleotide messenger RNA. RefSeq names its product P-loop containing nucleoside triphosphate hydrolase protein. The record is from RefSeq and is a predicted model, not a curated record. Gene Ontology annotation, biological process: recombinational repair. The annotation marks the transcript as partial. The transcript is spliced from 12 exons. Gene Ontology annotation, molecular function: ATP binding; 3'-5' DNA helicase activity; hydrolase activity. Gene Ontology annotation, cellular component: nucleus. Lineage: Eukaryota; Fungi; Basidiomycota; Agaricomycetes; Boletales; Suillaceae.
GUAACUCAUCCUCCAGACUCAGCUCUCCAAAUAUUAGCAGGCCCUGGAAGUGGGAAGACUAAAGUUCUUACAUCAAGAAUUGCCUACAUGAUAGUGCACCAUGACAUGGACCCAUCGUCUAUAUGCGCUGUCACAUUCACCAACAAGGCGGCCAACGAAAUGCGAGCACGUCUAGCAAAACUCAUUGGUAAAGAUAGGGCCAAUAAAGUCAAGAUGGGUACUUUCCAUGCGAUCUGCGUUCUCUUUCUGCGGAAAUAUGGGAGUGCAGUCGGCCUUGACGCGAACUUCACUAUAUGUGAUUCUGAAGAGUCCAAGAAAAUUGUGUCGGGAUUGUUGAAGCCUUACAGCGAUUUACUUGCAUCCAAAGACAUCAUAGUGAAACCAGCCACUAUCUGUUCAAUGAUUUCUCGAGCCAAAUCCAAGGGACAAACUCCAGAAGAUGUUAUGCCACGUAAAAAACGUCCGUCAGGAAGCAGAGCUGCUCCUCACAACCCAGUCAACGAGGAUAUCCAGCGUAUCUUUGCAGAAAUAUACCGCGUCUAUGAGACGUCUUUGCGAAAAAGCAACAGUUUAGACUUCGAUGACCUCCUGCUCUUUGGCGUAAGACUUUUCUCACGACAUCCAACGUAUGCUGCUUGGUGUCAGCACGUACUUGUCGACGAAUUCCAAGACACAAAUAUAGUCCAAUACGAGCUCAUGUGUUGCAUCGCUGCUGCUAGUCGCUGCGUAACGAUUGUUGGGGAUCCAGACCAAUCAAUUUAUGGUUGGCGAUCUGCGGACAUUACGAACCUCGUCAAGAUGCAAAACGACUUCCCUAACGUAUCGCAGAUCAUGCUUGAGCAAAAUUACCGUUCAGCAGGAUCUAUCCUUGCGGCAAGUGUCGCCAUCAUCUCCCAAGAUCCAUCGCGGGUUGCAAAAACCCUGCAUACAUCCCAUCCUCCCGGGCCCCGUCCAAUGCUCCGGUCGUUCCCUACAGAACACGACGAAGCUGCUUUCAUUGCGUGGGAGAUCAACCGCAUGAUCGCACAAUCAGGAGGGAUGUUAGGAUUCGGAGACUUCGCGGUGCUUCUGCGUUUACACGCCAUAUCCAGAACAAUUGAGAGUGCGCUUCAAAAGGAAGGUAUCCCUCAUCGAAUACUAGGUGGACAUCGGUUCUUCGAACGGACAGAAAUUAAAGAUAUCUUGGCGUACCUCCAGCUCGUGGACAAUCCACAAUUUGAGCCAGCAUUUUCUCGAGCUAUCAACAUUCCCUCCCGGGGAAUUGGAGACAAGUCCCUCGGAGAAAUUCUUGCACGAUCACAGAAACUCAGCAUCUCACCGCUAACUCUUAUCGAACACAUCCACGACUCCAAAAGUCCCGAUCUGGAACCCCCUGUGAAACGCAAGGUCCAAUCCUUUGUGAAUGCGAUACGGUCGCUGAGAUCGUUUGCCGCUGACGGGAUGGAACCAGCUCAAUUGAUUGGGAAGUUAGUCGAGCUCAUCGAUUACCAAGAACAUCUGAAGAAGUCGCAAUCUGACUGGGACACACGAUGGGAGAACGUCCAAGAACUGAUUAACUUUGCGAGUGACGCCGCGGUUGACGCCUCAAACAUCCCUGUCAUUGGUGGAAACGAGUCAUCGUUGCAAGAUACUCCCCUAAGGCAGUUCUUGCAAGCAUCGAUGUUGUCAUCUGAAGGUGAUCAGUCGAAUGAGAACGAUGCCGAGAAGGUGUCUAUUGCGACUUGCCACUCUGCGAAAGGCCUUGAAUGGCCAGUCGUCUUCGUCCCUGCAGUGGAGCAUGGGACCUUUCCUUUUUACCGAGCGGAGGACAUCCAAGAAGAAAGGCAAGGAUGUCAUUGUAUACAUUCAUCUAUUCUGACGGGAUCAUCCAGACGCCUUCUAUACGUUGCAUGCACUCGAGCGCAGACAUCGCUUUAUCUAACGCACGCCUUAAUGCGCAAGGUCGCUGGCGUUUCCAAAACCAGAGACUUGUCUGAAUUCAUUUCUAAAAUCCGUUCCCAGUGUCCGGUAAGAUUUAUCCGUGAAGCAAUUAAACAGGCAUCGUGUCUCAAGCUGGUCUCUUUCUUUUCAGCCGUUGUUCGCCGACAUGCCUCAUACUCACUCCACUCAGGACCUCGGUCUUAUUGCAAGAAUCCUGGAUAG